Molecule: messenger RNA, 1299 nt
Organism: Rhododendron vialii
Lineage: Eukaryota; Viridiplantae; Streptophyta; Magnoliopsida; Ericales; Ericaceae
Product: protein FAR1-RELATED SEQUENCE 5-like
Exons: 3
Coding region: 1-1299 (432 amino acids)
Source: RefSeq, a predicted model, not a curated record
AUGCCGCCCAAAACUCCCCCAAAUAUUUACGAUUCUUUUAGGGCUGAGUUUGAAACGACAACCAUGAAAACGGCAACUAUGGACGACUAUAGCCCAGAACAGCCAUGCAACUUGACCCUCGCCGUUCCUCCGUUGCCGUCGCCAAAAGACACCACUUCGUCACCUCUGUUGCCGCCCACAAUCGUUGAUGGCGCACCAUCGACGCCGCCCACAACCGUUGAUCGUGCACCUCCUACCUCUCCGGACCGAAUGAAAAGUGGUAUUGGACCUGAGGAGACUAUGAAAGAGUUGUCCAAAGAUUACUCUCUUUCUCUUGGAAUGGAAUUUGAAUCAGAGGAGGAUGCAUAUGAGUUUUACAAUGAUCAUGCAAGAAUUAUGGGUUUUGGCAUUAGAAGAUGUUAUUGCACAAACAGCAAAAAAGAUGGUAUAAUGAUUAAUCGGAAGUUUGUUUGUAGUAAGGAAGGCGAGAGAGAGACGGAUAAUCGGUCCCUAGUGGUAGAACAACCUCGAAGGGAGACAAGAACUAAAUGCAUUGCAUUCAUGUACAUAGCGUUUAACCGACAGAAAUCAAAAUGGUCCAUGACGAAGUUUGAAGAAAAUCACAAUCAUGUUUUCCAUGAUCCUAAAACUUCUUUUUUGUUGCGCUCUCAAAGAAGGAUACGUGAGGCACAAGCUCUAAAUAUCGAGUUAGCCGUUGACAGCAGUUUAUCGGUUAAGGCAUCACAUGAUCUUAUUAGUGCCCAAUCUGGGGGGAGGGAAAACGUAGGCUUCACACUAGACGACCAUAGAAGUUACUUGCGUGCAAGAAGACAGAGGAGCUUACAAUAUGGUGAAGCUGGGGCUUUGUUAGGAUACUUUCAAACUCGAGUGGCUGAAAAUCCUUACUUUUUCUAUGACAUUCAAUUGGAUAUUGAGGAAAAGAUUACUAAUAUUUUUUGGGCUGACCAUGAGAUGAUCACAGAUUAUGGACUUUUCGGAGAUGCUAUGUCUUUUGACACAACAUUCCAAACAAAUAAAGAGUUCCUUCUUGCGUGCAAUGGGGGAAAAAAGCCCGUGUUCAUAUUCACAGACCAAGAUGCCGCAAUGGCCAAGGCAAUUUCAAUUGUCAUGCCUGACGUUACUCAUGGAUUGUGCACUUUUCACCUCAAUCAAAAUGCUUUGAAGCAUUUAGGCCAUUUGUUCAAGGCUGAUUCAGACUUUGGGAAAGAGCUCAAUACUUGCAUUUUUGGGUACGAGGAUGAACGAGAGUUAGAAGAAGGUUGGGAAACUUUGAUAAAAAAAUACCAACUUGCAAGAUAA